CCAAAAAUAAAUAAAUAAAAAAUAUAAAAAAUUUGUUCCUUCCUUUAUUUCGGGAACACAAACCAAAUUAAACUCAUUAUAGCAAUCUCUUUCCUUACCGGUUCUGCGGAAAUAUCAUUCUGACGUGGUCCGGUUCUGUAAGCUUUAUCUUCCUCACUUCUCUACUUAUAUAAAUCUUCCUCUUUCAUAUUAUUCUCUCUCACUUCAAAUAUCAUUCAUUUCCCAUAAUACACACAAACACAAUCACCAAAUCUCCACUUGUUUCAGGUGGAAACCAUUAUCAAGAAAAUGGAAGUUACUGGAGGCUAAAACCAUCUUGGUUUUAUGGCACUGAUCGGACUUUGGCAAAUGUGUGGAGGGCGAGACGCUACUGUUAUCUUACAAAUUAGUUUAAAUAAAAGAACAAGAAUCAGUUUUUCUAAGAGCAGAACCUCUGGUAUGGAAUUUGAAUCAGAGCGGAGGAAACACAAGAAAUCGUUGGCAUUUACCACUGAAGUUAUUCGUUCUGCAACAUUUUUUAUGGCUUGGUCUUGUAGAAUCCCUUUAGGAGAUGCGUAUCAUGAGUUUCUUUAAUUGAAGGUCUAAUUAUAAAAUCAUUAAGUCAUCCUUUGAGAGCUAAAGUUAAAGUCAAGGGUGUGGAAUCAUCUAGUUAUCAACAACCCUCUUGAUCUAAGUAGCUUCUCUUACAAAAAUGCCUGGUUUUCUGAGUGAAAACAAGAGAUUUAAACAACCAACUAUGAGUUUAUUUAAUUCACUCAAACAGGAUACUUUGAUUCGCUCGAAAAGUUAUCCUGGUUUGUCUUCUCAACUUCUAGAUGAAGUUGACAGUCACAGCCCCAUUCUACCUGGGCUGCCUGAUGAUGUGGCAAAACAUUGCCUUGCUCUUGUACCUCGUACCAACUUCCCAACUAUGGGUGGUGUGUGCAAGAAAUGGAGGUCAUUUAUUCAAAGCAAAGAGUUUAUCACUGUAAGGCAAUUAGCUGGAGUGCUUGAGGAGUGGCUCUAUAUCUUAACUGUGGAUGCUGAAUCAAAGGAGAGCCACUGGGAGGUUUUGGAUUGUGUGGGGAACAAAAAUCGCAUUCUUCCUGCCAUGCCCGGUUUUGCUAAAUCUGGGUUUGGGGUAGUUGUUCUAAACGGAAAGCUUCUUGUCAUUGGGGGCUAUACAGUGAUCAAUGGAGUGGCCUUUGCAUCACCAGAUGUUUAUCAAUAUGAUUCUUGCCUCAACAGCUGGAGCAAAUUAACAGACAUGAACUUUGCUCGAUAUGACUUUGCUUCUGCUGAAGUUAAUGGAAAAGUUUAUGUAGUCGGAGGCUAUGGUAUUGAUGGCAACAGUCUAUCUAGUGCUGAGGUAUACGACCCUGAAACCAAUUCAUGGAGCAUCAUAGAGUCUCUUCGUCGUCCGAGGUGGGGUUGCUUUGCUUGUGGAUUUGAGGGGAAGCUCUAUGUCAUGGGGGGAAGGUCAAGCUUCACCAUUGGAAAUUCAAAGUUUGUGGAUAUCUACAAUCCUGAGAAGCAAAGUUGGUGUGAGAUGAAGAAGAAUGGUUGUGUCAUGGUCACUUCUCAUGCUGUGGUGGGGAAGAACCUCUUCUGUAUGGAGUGGAAGAACCAGCGGAAGCUUGCUAUUUUUGAUUCAGCUGACAAUUCGUGGAAGAUGGUGCCUGUUCCAUUGACAGGUAGUACUAGUAUCGGUUUCCGUUUUGGAAUAUUAGAUGGGAAAGUCCUACUGUUCUCACUAGAGAAAGAACCCAAUUAUCAAACUCUGCUGUAUGAUCCGAAUGGUGCCCCCGGAUCGGAAUGGAAGACUUCUGAGAUUAAGCCUUCCGGUUCAUGCUUGUACUGUGUUACCAUCAAGGCCUGAAAGUUUAUUCUGCUAUUUGCUGAACUUCUUUUAUUCACUGUAUUAAUAUUUUAAGCUGUUAACUCUUUUUUUUGAAAGCAAGCUGUUAACUCUUUGUUGUACUGUAAUAUUAGACUUAUCAUAGAUAAUCUGAUCUAUGAACUUAAAACAAUAUUGUCAUGGAUGUUAGUUUAAAAUACUGUAUUGUGUGGUUCCGGACAAACUAAGAGCUUCAAAUAAAUGAUAAAAUAUUGUUGUCA
Cannabis sativa is the source of this 2097-nucleotide messenger RNA. RefSeq names its product F-box/kelch-repeat protein At1g67480. The transcript is spliced from 4 exons. The coding region runs from base 692 to 1858 and encodes 388 amino acids. The record is from RefSeq and is a predicted model, not a curated record. Gene Ontology annotation, molecular function: protein binding. Lineage: Eukaryota; Viridiplantae; Streptophyta; Magnoliopsida; Rosales; Cannabaceae.